This is a messenger RNA of Sclerotinia trifoliorum, 1729 nucleotides long. Lineage: Eukaryota; Fungi; Ascomycota; Leotiomycetes; Helotiales; Sclerotiniaceae. The record is from the annotation of a GenBank genome assembly.
AGUACUCCAUAACACGCUUUCUAAAAUCUACCGAACACUAACUUCAUCUCGCAUUUUUGAGAAGAUGGCAGCGAUGACCUGUCGACAAUGUUCAAAGCAUCUCAAUCUAAGCUUCGAAACUUCAUGAAAUUAUCGGACAAAAUAAAUAUGAUAUCUCCAUGCCAUGUUCUCUUUUUAACGCGUGAAGCAAUGGUAGGUAUUGGGUAUAAGUAUAUCUCAUUCAGCUCACUUUGAGAUAGCCAUCAUUUCAUAGCACAUCUGUUUCUCAUUUCUCAUUCUUGAAGUUCUCGUUACCUACUCGCAAAUCUAGACUUACCGUCCUAGCCCAGUAUUCACCUACAUCACGCCCUCGCAGAUCUAGAAUUACCGUCUUAGCUCAAUAUCCACCUCUCUCACGUCCUCGCCCAUACCUCCAAUCAGCAUGUCUUCCCCGGCAAAGCUCUCCCCAAAUUCCGCUGUAUGGUUGAAUCAAUCUGCGAAGCUAGAAGUCAAACCCGCACCUUAUACUCGACCCUCAAAAAAUGAGAUUGUUAUAAAAAAUGGAGCCAUUGCCAUUAACCCAGCAGAUUGGAUGAAGCAAGAUUUGGGUGGUUUGCUAUUCCCUUGGGUGAAAUAUCCAUGCAUUCUUGGAUAUGAUGUAUCUGGAGAAGUAGUGGAAGUUGGAAAUGGUGUUACGCGGUUCAAGGUUGGAGAUCGUGUCGUGGGCAUGGCAAUGGGAACCACAGAGCCAUCGAAUACUCCUACGCAAAGUGCUUUUCAGCUCUAUACUGUUUUGUUGGAGAGUAUGACUUCGCCAAUUCCGGAUAAUUUGUCGUAUGAACAAGCUUCCGUUUUGCCUUUGGGAGUUUCUACAGCUGCUGCUGGGCUAUUUCAAAAAGAUCACCUGGCACUCGGAUUGCCGUCGGUCUCUCCAAAACCAGCCGGGCAAACUGUGCUUAUUUGGGGUGGUUCAACCAGUGUUGGCAUCAAUGCUAUUCAGUAAGUCUUCACGGAUCUAGGACUUCUUUCAUGAAUUCUUGUUAACCAUAAACUUCAGGUUAGCCGUCGCAGCUGGUUACGAGGUCAUUACUACCUCAUCUCCCAAGAACUUCGAGCUGUGCAAGAAAUUCGGUGCAAGUCAGGUGUUUGAUUACAACAGCAAAUCAGCCGUUCCUGAUAUUAUAAAUGCAUUCAGAGGCAAGACUUGUGCUGGUGCAAUGUCUAUCGGGAAAGGAGCUUCGGAUGCAUGUAUGGAUAUCAUUGAUAAAUGCAACGGUAAGAAGUUCGUUGCGAUGGUUUCUUAUCCAAUGUUACCACCACCGAAACGAUUCAUAUUCCCGAGGUUCAUUUCCACAUUCAUUCUUUGGACGAUUUCCAAUGAGAUCAAGAAAGUACUCCGGGGUAUCAAUAACAAAUUCGUCGAUGGCUCAACUGUGGUAACGAAUGAGGUAGGCGAGGCUGUGUAUGCCAAAUUUUUGCCACAAGCGUUAGAGAAGGGUAGCUUUGUUGCGGCUCCUGAGGCGAUGGUAAUUGGGGAGGGAUUGGGGCUCGUAGAAAGGGGGAUGGAAAUGCAGAGGAAAGGAGUUUCUGCAAAGAAAAUUGUUAUCUCGUUGGCAUAGAGCUGGAGAAGAUUUUUGGUUCAAUUUGCAUUCAUUUAUAUACCUAUUCAACUAAUACUAUUUUACCUGGUUUCUCCAUUAGAUACGUAUUUAUUCAGAUGAAAAUAUAUUUCAAAGAUACCCUCAAACCU